AUGCGCCUCGUCAACACCAAAACCAUUCAACUCGAGUUCCUCGCCGACGAUAAUGUGCCCGACUACGCCAUCCUCUCCCACACCUGGGAGCAGGAAGAGGUCCUCUUCCAAGACAUGGGACGCGAUAGCGCCAAGUCGAAAAAGGGCUAUGCCAAGCUCGAGAGCUGCUGUCGCGUGGCGCGAGAGAAUGGGUUUGAGUAUAUCUGGGACGAUACAUGCUGUAUCGAUAAGACGAGCAGUGCAGAACUGAGUGAAGCUAUUAAUUCGAUGUAUCGGUACUACCAAGAGGCUAGCAUUUGUUAUGGAUACCUCGCAGAUAUCUCUACCGUUUCCGAAAUCCCGAACAGUAGAUGGUUUACUAGAGGUUGGACACUACAAGAACUUAUUGCGCCAAGUUCAAUGAUCUUCUUCGACAGAGAUUGGAAUGAGUUGGGUACCAAGACAAGCUUAGUGCAAGCACUAUCGCAAAGAACAAGCAUACCGGAAUCAAUUCUCUGUGACAGCGAAGAGCUAGAGACGACUAGCAUCGCACAGAGAAUGUCGUGGGCAGCCGAUAGAGUCACAACAAGAAAAGAAGACAGGGCAUAUUCCCUCAUGGGUAUCUUCGGCAUCAACAUGCCCCUCUUAUACGGUGAAGGCGACAAGGCCUUCUGCCGUCUCCAAGAGGAGAUCAUGCGCGUUUCGGACGACCACAGCCUCUUCACCUGGAAAGCCACGACUUCUCGCGGCGGUUUACUUGCCCCGACACCAGCUGCGUUCAAGCACUCGGGUGACAUCAUCCCGUGGAAUCCGUUCACGCCCUAUAAUAGUCCAUUCACGAUUACUAAUAAGGGAGUACACAUGCAGGCGCCGUUUAUUGCGCAGGAUACUUCGGGUAGGGGCCUAUGUGUGCUACAUUGUACGAGGAUUGGGACGAGGGAUAAGUUGAUUGCGGUACAUUUGAGGGAUGUGUUCUUGACGAUGGAGCAUUUUGAGAGGUGUAGGACUGAUGAGUUAGAGUGGAUUGACUUGAACAGCUUCAAUCUCACUCAGUACCCCGUGAGGUCUCUUUGUAUACGGCUCCACCUCCCAUCAAUCUCCCGAACGGCACGACAAAAAGGAGGGCAUGCUGAUACAGUAUCCGAGUCUAGUACAAUCGUUGAACGCAAUGCUCUGUCAUCACCUGCAGAAGCCGCAUCAGCAGGCGAUGCUGGGUCAGUCUGGUACCUCCUCGCUCAAGAUCCAUCCGGGACAAUGCACGAUGAGGCCAGGUCAACAAUAUGUCUCGCUGCUCGUGGUGGCCACGAGCGCCUUGUCAGCCAGCUUUUGGCAAGAAGAGACACAGCGCAUCUUAUCAUAGACGACCAAGGCCGAACUGCACUCUCCCACGCUGCAGAGUGCGGCCAGGCAGCUAUCGUCAGAUUCAUCCUGUCCAGCGCUAGAAUCCAUCCUGAUACAAGGGAUAUACACGGGCUAACGGCCUUAUGGUACGCGGUUUACCACAGACAAUCUGCAUGUGCAAAACUGCUUCUCCAGAAAGGUUUGGUAUCUGGCAAUGUCGGCGGUGAUGGCAGCAUCCAAACCGCGCUUUGGCACGCUGUCUCAUCCGGCGAUCUCGACCUCGUGAAGCUCCUCCUGCAGAACAAAGCACUCCAAUCCACCGGUGGCGAACCAGCCCUCUGCGCAGCAGUCUCAAACCAACACCUCGCUAUAACCGACCUCCUCCUCCAACACGGCGCCGACCCCGACGAACGAGAUUCCAAGCGCCGAUCCCCACUGCACAUCGCCUGCAGACAGGACAACCACGCGAUAGUAGCCCUACUGAUGAGACACGGCGUCAACGCUGACGUGCUGGACACUGCGGGCAAGACAGAACUGGCGUUUGCGACGUUGAGGGGCAACGUGGCGCUGGUCAAGGUGUUGUUGGAGAACGGGGCGAAUCCAAGGGCCAAGUGUGCGAAUGGCAAGACGGCGGCGGCUUAUGCGACGGGGCAGGAGAUGAAGAGUUUGAUUGGGAAUCAGAGGUGGUAUAAGACUUUGCUUGAUAGGACGAGUACGAAUAGGUCGGCGAUGUCGUGA
Fusarium tjaetaba is the source of this 2058-nucleotide messenger RNA. RefSeq names its product beta transducin. The coding region runs from base 1 to 2058 and encodes 685 amino acids. Gene Ontology annotation, molecular function: protein binding. The record is from RefSeq and is a predicted model, not a curated record. NCBI's taxonomy places the organism in Eukaryota, Fungi, Ascomycota, Sordariomycetes, Hypocreales, Nectriaceae. The transcript has a single exon.